Sungouiella intermedia is the source of this 2199-nucleotide messenger RNA. The record is from the annotation of a GenBank genome assembly. Lineage: Eukaryota; Fungi; Ascomycota; Pichiomycetes; Serinales; Metschnikowiaceae.
AUGGUGGUCAAAAUGGAAAAGAAGGAACGGUUGUCUCUUGAUGUUGUUGGGCAGCUCGAGGAUGCUGUGCAUAAUGAUCCGUUGGAUUACAAAAGUUGGACCAAGUUGAUUGACCAAGUGAUUCUCAAAGAUAAAGAAGACCAAGUUCGCUCUGUAUUUGAUCGGUACUUGGCCAUUUUUAAGUUCGAUGCUCGUCAAUGGAGUAGUUAUAUUAACUUCGAGUUGAAUAGGGCCGACUUUCAGAGGGUAGUUGACUUAUUCGCCAAAUGUCUUCCAAUCACAAGUGACGUCGACCUUUGUCGUACGUACGUUCUGUAUGUUCGUCGUGUGAACGAUGUUAUCACAGGAGGUGAAAAGGCUAGAAGCACUGUUGUACUGGCGUUUGAUUUUGCUGUUAAUAAGUGUGGUAUUGACAUCGACAGUUCCGACCUCUGGAAUGAUUACCUCGAUUUCUUCAAAACUUGGACUCCAGGCACUUCUUGGGAGCAGCAGCAGAAGAAUGAUCUCAUCAGAAAGUUAUAUAGACGCUGUUUGAUAAUUCCUAAUGCCCGCAUAGAAUCAAUGUGGUCUGAGUACACGAAGUGGGAAAAUGAGGUAUCCACUCCCAAUAAUGCAAGUAAGAAUAUUGCCGAUUUAUCAACAGAUUACAUGGAGGCCCGUUCAUGGAACACCGAAUGGAAGAAUGUGACGGGAAAUCUGAUAAGAAGAAGGCUUGUGCCUAUUUCAGCAGUUGAUGAUCCAAAUGAUAUUGUUAAAGGACAGUUGGAAGGGUGGCUCAAUUGGCUCGAAUUUGAAAGGAAGAAUGGCUUGAAUUUGAAGGAGUCGGAUCUACAGCAUAGAAUCGAAUACGUCUACAAACGCGCUGUGGCAAUCUUACCAUUUGUGCCUGAGGUUUGGUUCAGAUAUAAUAAAUUUCUUUUGCAGCAACACGAGGACGCUAACAAAGGGCAAUGCAUUGAGCUUUUAACUGAUGGCAUGAAGCUCAAUCCUACCAGUUUCCUCUUGUGUUUCCAAUUGGCAGAAUUGCAUGAGAGAGACGGUAACUUUCCCAAGGCUCAAGAAGUUUAUGAGACCUCCAUUAAGGUUUUUGCUGAAAAGCACGGUACGGUGCAAGCGAAAAUUGACAAGAUCAACGAAAAUUCGGCUAAGCGUGCCGGUUUGGAAGUAUCUAAUAAGAAAGAGAAACAAGAGAAUGGCGACGAUAGCGAUAGUGAUGACGAUACACCCGAGCAGCCGGUUGUUCAAUAUUCCGAAAGCGAAGCCCUCCAAAUUUUUUCGUUGGAAUCAGAGCUACUUGAGUUAAACAAAUCGGUCACAUUUCUUUAUAUAAAAUUAAUGGCCUUGUGUAAACGAUCACAAGGUAUCAAGGAAGUUCGGGCCGUUUUCAAGCAACGUAAAAACUUUAAAUCUUUGGGUUACGAGUUCUAUGUUGAAAACGCUCUAAUUGAAUAUUAUUCUGACAACAAAAAGAUUGCAGAUAAGGUGUUUGACUUGGCCAUGAAGUUUUUCAGCAGUAAUGGUGGCUUUUUGUAUGCAUAUUUGGACUAUUUGAUUCUCACAAAUUCCAUUGAAAGCAUUAAGGUGUUCUUUGAGAUAGCGCUCACAAAUCUUUUGAAGGAGGUCACAAGUGAUAGAGAGGGUUUACAAGUAGCCACUAUUAACAUAUUGGAGCAAAAGAAGCGAUCAGAGAACCUAAAGAAGAAUGAGUAUUUCAUGAAGAAAAUCAUCAGAAGAUACAUAAACUUUGCAUCCAAUUAUCUUGACUUGGACACGGUAUUGUCGCUCGAGAAAAGAUACAUACAAUAUUUCGCCGAAGAUGAUGACAUGGCCUUAUUCAUCGAUAGAUACAAAUCCACCGGUUUCGACGGUGUGGCCAAGUACGACUUAGGUAACAAGAUGGAUGUUGGUUUGCAAGAUGUGGAGGACGAGGACACUGAAAUCGAAAGCACCAAAAAGAGAAGAAAGGUGGCAAUGGGCAAUGAUAAUUACUCUCCGGAAAAUGUCCAGGGCAAAUCUGAUAAUGGCCUGACUACAGUGACAGUUGCCCAGCAGCAUGGCUUUGUUGGCAAUACCAUAUACAAUUUGUUGCAGAUUUUGCCUAAUGCUGGUUAUUUUGGUCCGCCAGCAGAGCACAUCUUUGACAAUACGAAGUUAGUUGAGCUUUUUGGUAACCUUCCAUCGCUUCCUGGAGAAUUUUAG